AUUUCCACUGCUGCUUUCAUCAUGAAGAUAGGAGGGGUCUUCCUACUCCUCUUUUUGGCAUUUCUGUGCCUCACAGUUGCCGCACGAAAGCCUCAACAAAAGGUGAACUGCAACAAAUACCCAAGAAAGCCGGAUGGCAGCGUAGGACCCUGCACCCUGAUUGCUGGACCCGUCUGUGGAACUGAUGGCAAAACCUAUGGGAAUGAGUGUAGUCUGUGUGCCACAAUUGUAAAAACUAAAGGAAGAAUCGGUCUUCGCCACCGAGGAAGGUGCUGAAUUCUUGACGCUACUGACUACAGAACUGUGUUAAUUCCACUAUUCCCUUCAUGCUUUUUAGAAACACACACUCUCCCUUGAGCCUGUACCCAAUUUCUUACUCUUCCUCUCUCCAACACUCAUUCUUUUUAAUCCAUUGAAUUAUUCAAUAAAAUAAGCUUUGCUGAUCUA
Messenger RNA from Ornithorhynchus anatinus (platypus), 447 nucleotides. RefSeq names its product ovomucoid-like. The record is from RefSeq and is a predicted model, not a curated record. The transcript is spliced from 4 exons. The coding region runs from base 22 to 276 and encodes 84 amino acids. Gene Ontology annotation, molecular function: protein binding. NCBI's taxonomy places the organism in Eukaryota, Metazoa, Chordata, Mammalia, Monotremata, Ornithorhynchidae.